Messenger RNA from Guillardia theta CCMP2712, 834 nucleotides. RefSeq lists its product as hypothetical. Lineage: Eukaryota; Cryptophyceae; Pyrenomonadales; Geminigeraceae. Bases 1 to 834 code for a protein of 277 amino acids. The record is from RefSeq and is a predicted model, not a curated record. The transcript is spliced from 2 exons.
AUGAAGCGAAUGGUCCCCAGCAUGCGCUGCCAUGUGCUUCUUACUUUGGCUGCCGCCGCCACUGCUGCCACGUCUUCGCCCGGUCGUCUUCCUCCUGACCUCCUCCGUCGCCAGACCUUCUUCGAAGAACAAGCACGAAGAUGUGUAAAGGCUGAGGACACCUCGGUCUUGAUCGGUCUGUACCAAAGAGAAAUGGAAGAAAUACAGAGACUGGCGGAAGAGAAGGAGAAGCUUGAUCAAAGAAGGAGUGAGGAAAUACAGAGACUGGUGAAAGACAAGAGGGAUGAAGCCAAAAGGCUGGUGAAGGCAAUGAAGAAAUGUGAGAAACAUUACACGAGAAACUUGGCUGAUCUCUCGGAAAGAGUGCUUUAUGUCGAUGCUCAGCGAGUUGCAGUGCUGAACAACAGGGCGUUGAUCGAGAUUGGCAUCCGCAGAAUCACCAGCGAACUAUCCUUGAGCGCUGGCGUCCGCCGGAUUGUAAACAAGCACCUGCUUCAAACAAGCAAACAGGGGAAGAUGUUGAGCAUGCACUCGAAACGAGUUUGUAAGGAGCUGGGCCAGUACGAUUUUCUUACGGAUGAGCAGUCAGUGAUGAAGGAGCUCACAGUCUUGAGGCACGAGAUCUCGAAACCGCUUCAUAACCUGGCCCAUCAGAAGAUCUUGCCUCGCGGGUACUAUGUCGGAGGGUCUUCGCCCCUUGCUCAGGCGGUGGCGUGUAUGAUCACAUAUCUUCAGAGCGAGGGAAAGAUCUCGAAAGUACUGCCGGUGCUUGUGAUUGGUGAAGAUGGGGAGCCAAGGGAGAAAGGCUUGAGGAAGAACGACAGUCUCAUCUGA